Messenger RNA from Frieseomelitta varia, 2103 nucleotides. RefSeq names its product serine proteinase stubble-like. The transcript is spliced from 8 exons. The record is from RefSeq and is a predicted model, not a curated record. Gene Ontology annotation, molecular function: serine-type endopeptidase activity. The coding region runs from base 1 to 1632 and encodes 543 amino acids. Lineage: Eukaryota; Metazoa; Arthropoda; Insecta; Hymenoptera; Apidae. Gene Ontology annotation, biological process: proteolysis.
AUGAUGGGUGCAGCGAGAUCGUGCCAAUGGUUACUCAUAGCAAUAAUCCUCAUCGUAUCCUCGAAUCGUGCCAGCAGUGAAACAGAGAUCUCAGGAUCGAGCCUUAGCAAGCCAAAGACGAUCAUUAAUCCCGGUUACAUCGAACCACGUAUCGACAACGAUGGAAAUCGUACAAGCUUUAUUUUAAAUUCAUCUCGUAGACGUCGAUACGUUCGAUUUCCAAGUGGUCCAGCCGGUUACGUCUUCGAGGGUGGUGGACCUCCUAUAGGGAGGAACAUCGGUGCGCAUCCUGGUGUUCGUUUCCCAUCCUGGAGACAGCACAAGUCGCUGUGGAGGAGUCCAAUUUCCGAAUACAACAGGCCAGUAAUGGGACACCGAACUCCACGACUGAUCUUCCGUGAUAACGAUUUUCCAUCACCAGUUGGUGGCAGUGCAUCCUCGUUUUUCCAGCAAUCGAACCAUUUGCCAGAUUUCGAGGAUGAGAUCAGAGGUCAUCGAAAGCAAAUCCUCGACGAUUAUCCUAGGUUAGAGUCAGAGCCGCGUCAACAAAAAAGACCGCUGUGGAAGGGUGACGAUACGUUGUGCGCUGACGGACGAAGCUGCGAAUUUUUUCUAAUGUGCUGGAUGUCCGCUGGCCUAUUGGACGGCAGUUGCGGUGGCAUCAUGUACGCUUGUUGUCAGCGGAAAGAACCGAAAGAUAGCUCUGAUUAUAACCUGAUUGAGGCACCUAGAGAUCAAUCUCAGCCGCUUCCGUUGGAUACUUACACGGAGAACGCCAAUGAUGAUCGCUGCGGGAUUCCCGCCUCGAAGCAAACUGCGCAGAGAAGAAUCGUCGGAGGCGACGAAGCAGGCUUUGGCAGUUUUCCAUGGCAGGUCAGAUUUCUGUGCAUUAACGAAGUCGAAUCAUUUCCAGCUUCUCAUGUUUUAAACAGAGAAAAUGUUCUACUUUCUCAGGCGUACAUACGAAUCGGAUCCAGCCGGUGCGGCGGCACUCUCGUUAAUCGAUUCCACGUUGUCACUGCUGGACACUGUGUAGCCAAGGCAUCUGCUCGUCAAGUCCAAGUCACCCUAGGCGACUAUGUAGUCAAUUCGGCUACUGAAACUUUACCAGCUUACACUUUCGGUGUUAGAGAGAUUCGUGUUCAUCCUUACUUCAAGUUUACUCCUCAAGCUGAUAGGUUCGACGUGGCUGUUCUACGAUUAGAUCGUCCAGUUCAUUACAUGCCUCACAUAGCGCCGAUCUGUUUGCCUGAGAAGAACGAAGACUUUCUAGGACAGUAUGGAUGGGCUGCAGGAUGGGGAGCGUUGCAGGCUGGGUCGAGACUACGCCCGAAAACUCUUCAAGCGGUGGACGUACCUGUGAUAGAUAAUCGAAUCUGCGAAAGGUGGCACCGGUCCAAUGGGAUUAACGUUGUGAUUUAUGACGAAAUGAUGUGCGCCGGUUAUCGUGGAGGUGGCAAGGACUCCUGCCAAGGUGACAGCGGUGGGCCCCUGAUGUUAGAGAAAACAGGACGAUGGUACCUAAUAGGUAUCGUCUCAGCAGGUUACUCGUGUGCACAGCCAGGCCAGCCAGGAAUCUAUCAUCGCGUAGCUAAAACAGUCGAUUGGAUAACCUACGUGAUCAAUUCGUAGCGAAACAAGUCAUAAUGCAUAGAGAUUGUUCUCUGUAAAAACUUUGCAUGAAACAAAGUUUACGAUACCGGAUAGAAUCACUGACAAAUUCGUAAUUGGCUGGCAAACAAUAUCGAGGAUCUAGCAGAUGUAUAACUGGGAAUUUCGACGAUUCUACGCUCGAAGAAUGUGAUACAUAGUGACGAGAUAAUGUUAGAGACAGAGUAGUCCAUCUUCGAGAGAUGGGAGAAUCGUUAACGUGUAAAACUAUGUAACUUUCUAACUAAACAAGGUGAUGCGUGGAAAUUGUGGUAACUUACAACUCGCGCCCGGUGAUGUUUUUUUCGUUGAUUGUCUGAAUUGUUUAGAGCAAAAGACACAUUUUAUGUUGGGCGUAUGAUGUGAACUGUAAUGAUGUGGAUAUCUUGUAAAUUAAGUGCGUGUGAUAUUCGUUUGUUAUCGCGCUUAAUAAACGUUUAAUUCUUUUUUUAA